UCUUCACAGCAUCCAGUGAACAUUGCUGAUCAGUUCUUGUUGUGAAGCCAUGGCGAUGAAGUGGAGUGUAGUUUGUCUCGUGGCAGUGGCCAUGCUUGGCUGUCUGUGUGAUGCUCAGUCUUGGUCACCCUUAGCUAAACCAGGGCAGCAACCCUCCAGACGCAAGCCUCAGCAGCCUCAGCAGCCUCAGCAGCCUUAUCAACCACUGAAUCAGAAGCCGAGGCACCCACCAAAAGACCCCACCCAGGCUAAGCAGACGUUUGAGACACCACUUGAUUGGACCUAUCCUCUGGACCCAAAGCCAGAACCCAAGGUUGUUGGGAGCUCAGAGGCGAGAACCCCAGUGGCUGCCAAUUCAGUGGCGGCUGAGUGUAGGGAGAACAUGGUCCACGUGGAAGCAAAGCACGACCUGCUGGGGAUCGGCCAGUUGAUCCAGCUAGAAGACCUCACUUUGGGAGACUGCGCUAUCACUGGAUUUGACAAUGUCAACCAGGUGCUCAUCUUUGAGUCUGCACUGCAGGCAUGUGGCAGCCAACUAAGGAUGACUACCAGCUCCCUCAUCUAUAUCUUCACUCUAAAUUACAAACCCAAACCUCUGGCAAACACCCCCCUCAUCAGGACAAAUGAAGCUAUGAUCACCGUUGAAUGUCACUAUCCAAGGAAACACAACGUGAGCAGCCUGGCCCUGAUCCCAACCUGGACCCCUUUCUCCGCUGCUAAGUAUGCAGAGGAACUCCUGUACUUUUCCAUGAGGCUCAUGACUGCUGACUGGCAGUAUGAGAGGGCUGGUAACAUGUACGUGCUGGGUGAUAUGGUGAACAUCGAGGCCUCUGUCAUGCAGUACUUCCACGUCCCCCUGCGUAUCUUUGUGGACAGCUGUGUGGCCACCCUGCAACCCGACAUGAACGCCAAUCCUAGAUACGCCUUCAUUGAGAAUCAUGGGUGUCUGAUCGAUGCCAAGGUGACAGGUUCCCACUCCCAGUUCAUACCUCGUUCCGCAGACUACAAGCUGCAGUUCCAGGUGGAGGCUUUCAGGUUCCAGAGCCAGAGGGGGAGUGACCCAAUUUAUCCGCAGAAAACAAAGAUGCCUGUUCAGACUGCUGAAGAUUAUCCCAGUUCGCUCGACGCGAUCUUUAUUACCUGUCACCUGAAGGCAACCACAAUUGCCUACCCCAUUGAUGUUGAGUACAAGGCCUGCUCCCUCAUUAAUACGUGGAGGGAGGCUGGUGGGAAUGAUGGAGUGUGUGGCUGCUGUGACUCCACCUGUAGCAACAGGAAGGGACGCGAUACCACCAAACACCAAAAACCAGCAAAUAUAUGGGAGGGAGAUGUUCAGCUUGGUCCCAUCUUUAUCACGGAGAAGGUUGUGUAAUAAAUUCAGAACCUGCCAUUGGCAUGCCCAUUGAAAUAAACAUAGUUGAUGGUU
Molecule: messenger RNA, 1426 nt
Organism: Coregonus clupeaformis (lake whitefish)
Lineage: Eukaryota; Metazoa; Chordata; Actinopteri; Salmoniformes; Salmonidae
Product: zona pellucida sperm-binding protein 3
Exons: 8
Coding region: 50-1372 (440 amino acids)
Biological process (GO): egg coat formation; binding of sperm to zona pellucida; positive regulation of acrosome reaction
Cellular component (GO): extracellular matrix
Molecular function (GO): acrosin binding
Source: RefSeq, a predicted model, not a curated record